This is a messenger RNA of Phycomyces blakesleeanus NRRL 1555(-), 375 nucleotides long. It is a transcript of the gene Ndufa6, whose product is annotated as NADH-ubiquinone oxidoreductase complex I, LYR subunit, Ndufa6. The transcript is spliced from 2 exons. NCBI's taxonomy places the organism in Eukaryota, Fungi, Mucoromycota, Mucoromycetes, Mucorales, Phycomycetaceae. Bases 1 to 375 code for a protein of 124 amino acids. The record is from RefSeq and is a predicted model, not a curated record. Gene Ontology annotation, biological process: response to oxidative stress.
AUGUCUGCUGCUGCAUUUUGUGUUUCCAACUUUGCUACCACUACCGCCGUCUCCAAGUCGAGCUCAGAGGCUACACAGCGUGCCAUUUCUCUUUACCGUCUCUGGCAAAAGUCGGUACCUGAGAUUAUGAAGAUCCAUGAGAUCAACAUGCCCACUUCCCAGGUUCGUGCCAAGAUUCGCGAGAACUUUGAGAAGAACCGUUAUGUGGAGGAGUUGCCCGUUCGCGAUAUUCUGUUGGCUAGAGGACACAUGGAGUUCCAGGAGACUAUCAACGUCUGGAAGCAGCAUAACCACAUUAUGAGCUACUUUGCCUCAGAGGAGGCUGCCCCCAAGGCAACUACAUUCUUGGAGAAGUUCUAUGAAGGCAGAUCCUGA